Cephus cinctus (wheat stem sawfly) is the source of this 1854-nucleotide messenger RNA. Its product is annotated as MAPK regulated corepressor interacting protein 2. The record is from RefSeq and is a predicted model, not a curated record. Lineage: Eukaryota; Metazoa; Arthropoda; Insecta; Hymenoptera; Cephidae. The coding region runs from base 222 to 542 and encodes 106 amino acids. The transcript is spliced from 4 exons.
GACUCUCAAAUAAGUCUUCCCAGCAUUCAGUGUGAUUCAGUGAUUGUUGACAAGCUUUACUUCAGAAGAGGUGGCCUGCGGUUGUGUUAAGUAAACGCCUUAUCCAAUUAAUUUUGGUUAAAGUGCGUGUACAUAAAGUUGUAGUGGCCAGAAACAACUUCCAUCUGGAGAUCUGUGAAGGGUAGCCGAGAAUCAUUGGAAGAAAGUGUGAAAAUAGAAAAAUGAGUGGGAGAUCACAAAUGACGGCGAUGAAUGGAAAGAGGCCAUCCUCCAUUCCUGCUAGACUUCAGCCUGAAUCAUCAGCCCAACAUUUUGAUUUGAUUAAGUACAUUUGCGAAUCUUGGAAUUCUGUGUCCAGAGAGUUGGAUAUGUGUCACAAUCAACAGCAUGGUAACUCCUCAAAUUAUAGAAAUGGAGCAUCGGUCACAUACUAUCAAGAACGUGAGCCAAAUCCACAACUUAAAGAUUUUGAACCAUUCAAUUUGGAAGCAUGGUGGGGACAACGUGUCGUCCAAAGCAUAACUAGAAAUGCAAGCUCCUAGUGCCAGGCCCCCUGUAUCGACCACAAUCGAACAUUCUCACAUAGGCAUAAAAAGCAAAAGAGAUAAAUUCUAACUAAGCAGAGUCCGAUUUUCCCUUUAGUAUGUUCGCGACGGUUCUACGAGCCAUCUCCAAUUGAAGUUAAAGGGAUAUUUAAAAAAUGCAGACACAUACAUAUGCCGGUAUGUAAUGUUUGACGUUUGGACAUUUACAAAAAAUAGCUGAAAUCAAGAAGGAAAAUGGAAGAAUGAAGCAGGCCAAUUGCAUGAACUGUCAUAACCCAACAUUCCUUUUACACUUUUGACAUUUUAAAAAAUAUAAUUUUAUUAUUUUUCUAAAUUUUUUAAUUUUCUUCAAAGAAAAUUGGAUAUUGUAUGAAAUAUUAUCUAAAUGAAGAGCUGUCCUUGUUCAUUAUCGAAUUUUUUCGUUCAUUCUUACUUCUUUGCUUUCGCGGAAGCCUGUCAGUGAGUAUUUUCUGUGGUGUUUGAGGUACGUAAGAGAAAAUCACGUGCGAAGGAAGCAUACAAUUACUAUAGAUGAUAUAAGAUACAAGAUUAUUUAUUGUGCACAGAGUGAAUACUCAGUUCUGACGAAAUCUAGAGAACCUAAGCGAAAACAUAAUUUAUUCUGGAUUUAUUAAACCGCAUGUUAUUUUCGAUAAAUGAAGUACUUUGAUUCCAUUUGAAAAUCAUUUAUAUAUUUAAUAUAAUUCAGUGUGUUAAGUAAAUUGAGAAAGUAACGGGAGGAGUUGGUGAGAUAAAAAAUUGUUACAUAAUUUCCUGAACAUCCAUGCUUUUAUUGCAAAUAUGAAAAAAGUAUUCCGUAUAUAUUAUGUUAUGCGCGUACGCUUGCAUGCAUGAACCGCGAGUCGUAUACGUGAAGCAUUUGCACAUCCAUUAUAAGAAUAUUCCACUGACUUGUCACUUAGGGAAUUGGCGCGAUGUUACCAAUUUUUACAUUCGAUUCCACAGAGCACGAUAGUCUUAUUUGGACUUUCGACGUUCGCUUUGCAAAUGAUCUUUUUUCAAGUUUUCACGUAAAAAUUCGUAGCAGGUACAAACUAGUGCGUUUCACAAGUGUACAUUAAUAUCUAUCUGUAUAGCACUGGCGAUUAUUACUGCGAGAUUAAGUACGAUUAAUAUAUACGAUUAUGUAUAACUUGUAUAUGUGUAUAUAUGUUGUAUGCAUGUAUGUGUGUAUGUAUGCAUACAUGUAUGUACACGCAUACGUGUGAAAAUAUUAUGUAAGAUUAAUUAGAUAACGAGAUAAUGUUUCUAACAAUGAACAACAAUAAUGAGUAAUACCUUUCCAUAA